AUGACCUGUUGUCUCCUUCCUGAGUCGUCGGCAGUUCUCAUUGCUCUGGCACAUGUGAGGGAGCUGGAAAAGCAGCUGAAAGACCUACACUUUAUCUUCUCACCUGAAGCAAGCGUUCACCUGGAGGGCAUAUCUGCCGCCCUCACUGAGCUGGAGGCAGUCAGGUGUGCAGCCAACCAGCGUGUGCAGGUCCAGAUUGCUGAAAACAACGAGUUGAGAAGUCAUAUCGUCACUGUCAAAGAGCAGAUGAGUCAACAGGAGACCGACACACUUGGUAAAUAUUUGGACUCCCUCUGUGAAAGACGAAAGGAGCUAGUGAAGAUCCAAGAAACUAUCAUGAGUCAGAAUGAUGAUCUACAACUACAGCUAGAGGACUUGAAGGGUGAGCAGAGAAAAUUAACAACUGGUUUACAGGAUCGAUUCACAAGUAAACACAACUUUCAGAUGAAACUGGACCUUACAUUGAAGCAGACAGAGAAACUGAAGUGCUACACAGCUGUGGUAACUGAAGACAGAGUAAAACUGCAGAGUAAUUUUCAAAUGGAAAGAGAAAACCUCUUGGUCGAUAGAGACGAACUGCACAGAGCUACCCAUUUGACUAAGGAGAAGGUAAUGCAGCAGAAAGAUGUCCUCCUCAUCAAGGGUGGCAUUUUGGACGGAGUUAAUCAAAAGAAACUAGAUACUACUAACCGCCUGGGUGAGUUCAUGGUUCUCAUGGCUCGGCUGAAGAGUGAUGUGCAUGAAAAGGCAGUGGCCCUCCGCCAGUGUGAGGAACAAUUGAGAGUGGAGAUACAAAAGCAAAAUCAGCUGAAGCUGGAACAUGAAGGUUUGAUGAAUGAAUUUUCCAGUAUAGAACAUGGUUUCAAAACUGCUCUCCAGGUUGGUAGAGAGGAACUCGAGAAGUUAGAGGGCUUGAUUGUGAGAGAGAAAAGUUUGAGACUGCCAUUCCAAGAUUCAGCUGCUCAGACAUUAGAGGUGUUGCAGCUUCAACAUGAGGAAGAGAGUAAAGUUACGUUGGAGCAAUUGCACAUAAUGCAACAACUGGAGGAGUCCCAGUUGCAGCUGGAUGGCUGCCUGGCAUCCAACAACAAACACAAAAAGGAGGCCAGCGAAUUGGAUGGUAAAAUCAGGGACCUUCUUAAAGCUGACACUGUCACCAGUGUCACGCUGGAGAAGGAUCUGAAAGAGCAGCGUGGGCAUGUGGACAUGGAGAACCAAAAAAUCAGAAGUCUUGAGGAGGAAAAGCAGAAGCUCACACAACUCUUGGACCAGGCAAAGAUAGAUCAGGAGCGACAGGUGACCUUGAUCUCCUCAGAUACCAGCGGAAUGAAGAACAGAUUCACAGUGCUGCAACACGAGGAGGCGGAAUUCUUGAACUUGCACCCCACGUAUGCUCACCCUGACCAACUACUCAGACACAUGACAUUGUGUGAGCGGGAGUACAAGCAGUUGCAACAAACAACCAUCCAGGAGAACAUGAAGUGUAAAACAGAGAGAGAAAUUAUCGCCAGGAAUAUCUCUGACAAGCUGAAACUGUUGGAGGAGAAGGAAAAAAUUUUGAUGGAAAUGGAAGCAGAGUGCUCUAAGCUGCGAUCCUGGCACAAUGAUCUACUGAGGUUCUCUUUGGAAUUAAAGAGCAGAAAAGAUGGUCUUGAGGCGUCUGCUCAGAGGCUGAAGGAGAAAACAAGCUUGGUGUUGAAACACCAAAAGAAGGCAAAGGUUGAACUGGACAAUGUGAGAGCAACUCACUUGCAUAGACUUUACCAACAGGCCGCUGAGCUGAAACAAGUGGAGGUGACCCUCUAUAAUUAUGAAGUUCAACUGGAGCGGGCGAGGAAGGAAAACCAACUGACUCGUCUGCAUAUAUGGAAGAUGACAGAGGAGGUCAGACACUCUAAACAGCGCGUGGACUCUUACAAGAGAACGAGGCAGCAAUUCCAUCAGGACAUGCAUGAAGUAAUGAAGGGAGUACAGGCUGUGUGGAUUAAGGAUCAUGCUUUGAUGAUGCUUUGAACCAUUUAAGGUCUCGUGGAGACCUUCUCAGGAAACUUGACAUCCCACCUCAAUCAACAAGUGUUUGAAUCCCAAGGGAGAACUUGGGUGAACCCUGGGCAGAGUUGAUGUUCUUCAUUUAUGUAUAUCAAGUAUUUCGUUUGUUUUAUUUUAUUUUUUCUGUCCACCCAUCUGUGCGUCCAGCUGUCUAUCUUCAUGUUGUUUUUAGAUUUUGUGUGUGUGUGUGUGUACUUGUACUUCUAUCUUUGUGAGAACCUGUAUGAGUUUUUAAUCAACAGAGAACAACCCUCACUUUGUCAAGCCUCAGUUUGAGGGUUAAAACUACAAAAUAGCUGGGUUAUUAUAAUUGGGUUUUAGUUUGGUACAGAGUAAAGGUUAAAUUUCAGUUUCAGUCUCAAUCAGUUUGUUUUAGAUGGUUAGGUUAAGGGGAGAUGCUGGGAAAAGGGUUAUGUCAAUGUAUUGGUAGUCACUAAGACAGGAAGACAAACUUGUGCGUGUGCACGUGUUUGUGGUUACCUACAUUUUUUUCUUUUUUUAUUUCUCUGAAUGAUGAUUGAUUUAUUGUUCAGAGAUGUAUGCUUUGUUGUGAUUAAUUAAUUUUAUUAUUAUUGGAUAACUGAACUCAAUCUGUCCGGGUUUUGAGAAUGAAGACUAGGUUUCAUUAAGUUGUGCAAAAUUUCCAAGUUGUUUUGUCGAUAUGUGCAUAAGUCCAACUUUAAAGCAUAAAGGCAUUUCCACUCUAACUUUUUAAUUCUAGCUUUUGUUUUACGAAAGGUUUUUCUUUUUUUUUUUUUUUUUGACAUGUUUCUACUGUACGAUGUAACCCAGCAGGUAGGACUCUUCAGACUUUUGUGGAUUUCUGUGAAAAUUGUAGCGUUUGAGAGAACAUUAGGUUAGACCCAAUGUACUUUGGGUUCUCUGAUCUGAUUAAUCUUUUCUGAGUCUUAUUAUAUUAUUUGGCACAUUUUGUGUACGCAUUGUUUUUGCAUCACACUAUUCCUUGCAAUCCAAUACAUUUUUUUUCCCAGAUUCGUUUGGUUAUCUGGGCUGCUGUUGUUUCACCUGAACUUCCUAAAACAAUGACAAAGCGGAGUUGCUAUUGAACCAUACUAUUAAAAGACUAAAAAAUCCAUGGAUUUGUGGAUCUGGUUCGCAUGUUUACAUGUAUAGGAUCUCUAACAAACCGUUACUGUGAUGAAAUGAGCUUAGCCGUUGGGAAGAUCCACAAAUGUGUUGAUGAGAGGUUAUAUUGAUAUUAAUAAGAGAGGGAGUCGAUGGUUUUCCCUUGAAAAAUAAGUCAGACCACCUUGUUUCAGGGUGGAGCUUCUGCUUUGGUUCGAAGUUCAUUGUGUCAGCUAGAGUUCUGCGCACCAAAGAGAACAAAUAUGGAAUGUAAAAAUGGAACCAAAACAUUACCACAAACGGCCUCCAAUAUUGCCUCCAACUAACUCCACUUAUUUUUCAUCCUUUUUCUGUGUCGCAGCUGACACAUUGUCAUUGCUAUACAGCGUCUUUCUGUCUUUUGUUUUGUGCAUCUUGAAAACAGCCAGUGUUAAAUCCUUCUUCCAUGUCUUCAUGUGUAUCCUCCUUUUGUACUGAAG
Messenger RNA from Synchiropus splendidus (mandarinfish), 3614 nucleotides. RefSeq names its product interaptin-like. The record is from RefSeq and is a predicted model, not a curated record. The coding region runs from base 1 to 2013 and encodes 670 amino acids. The transcript has a single exon. Lineage: Eukaryota; Metazoa; Chordata; Actinopteri; Syngnathiformes; Callionymidae.